UCCCCCCACUCCGCUCCCACUCGCACAUGCUCGGUUUUCACCCCUUCCCCCUCUUCCCCAUCUUUUUCUUUGCCUUUUUUCUUUUCGUCCUCAGUCUUCUAUAUAGCUUUUCUCUGGCCUGUGCAUUGUCUUCCAUACUUUACUCAUUGCUCAUUCUCCAUUUUUGUUUUGUUUCCUUUUUUUUGCCAACACACCCAGUGUGCCGACCACUGUCUCCCAUUAUCUUUUUCCUAUAUAUUUUUUGGGCUUAGUGCCUUGAUUGGGAUAAGAUAGUGAAGAUAUGGCAGGGAGGUGGUGGGGGAGAGACAUACAUUAGGUUUGGGAACUAAUCCAUGCCAGAAUCGAACCUUGGUCCCCCAUGUACAUGGUCUGGGUGCUCUACGCAGUGUGCCACAGCAACCCCUACAGAGGUCGGCCCUUUUUCUUCAUCAUGAUCCGUCGCCUGAGACUGGCCUCGCCGACCUUGGUCACCCUGCUUGUGCUGCAGGCCAUCACCAUGCUGCUGAUGUUCGGCUGGUACCACCACCACCACCACCCCACAUCCUCCUCCUCCUCCUCCUCCUCCUCCUCGACGUCCUCGCAGGGGAAGGUCCACGUUCUGCUGCUGUCCUCUUGGAGGUCCGGCUCCUCCUUCCUGGGCCAGGUCUUCAGCCAGCACCCGUCCGUCUUCUACCUCAUGGAGCCGGCGUGGCACGUGUGGAUGACGCUGCGCAUGUCUGGGGCGCGGGAGCUGCGCAUGGCCGUGCGGGACACCCUGCGCCAGGUCCUGAAGUGCGACCUGUCCGUCAUGGACUCGUACAUGCCGCCGCAUCCCAACGUGUCGCAGCUGUUCAUGUGGAGCCACAGCCGGGCGUUGUGCUCGGCGCCGGCCUGCGCGCUCACCCCCCGCGGGGCCUUCAGCAACGAGACAGACUGCAAGAAGCGCUGCGACGCGCGGGGCCUGGGCGGCGCCGAGGCGGCCUGCAAGAGCUACUCCCACGUGGUGCUGAAGGAGGUGCGCAUCUUCGAGCUGGAGUCGCUCUACCCGCUGCUGCACGACCCCGAGCUGGACCUGCGCAUCGUGCACCUGGUGCGGGACCCGCGGGCCGUCUGGCGCUCCCGGGAGCAGUCGGCCAAGGCCCUGGCGCAGGACAGCGCCGUGGUGCUGGAGCAGAAGAUGAGCGAGGCCAAAGGGGCCGAGGCGCAGUACCGCGUCAUGCAGGAGGUGUGCCGCAGCCACGUGCGCCUGCACGAGACGGCGCUGCUCAAGCCGCCCCACUUCCUGCGCGGCCGCUACAAGAUGGUACGCUUCGAGGACUUGGUGCGCGACCCCCUGGGACAGAUCAACGGCAUCUACCAGUUCACGGGCCUGGACAUGACGCCGCGGCUGCAGAACUGGGUCUACAACAUCACGCACGGCAAGGGCAAGGGCACCAAGAAGGAGGCCUUCUCGAUCACCUCGCGCAAUGCCGAGGACGUGUCCCGGGCCUGGCGCACCUCUCUGCCCUACGAGAAGGUGCGGCGCAUCCAGGAGGUUUGCAAAGGCGCCAUGUCUCUCCUAGGCUACCGCGCGGUCAAUAGUGACAAGGAGCAGAGGCAGCUGGAUAUAGACGUGCUGUCACCACGGGAACCCUACCAGUUCAGCUGGCUGCCCUCCAAACAGACCAGUAAAGCAUAGCAUAACAUAACAAGCCCUCGAACAACAACACCUGGACUAGGAGCUGGGGGAUCCUGAAGGGGGUUUACACCGUUAGUUUGCCAGACUUUUUAAAAUCACAUUGAACAAUGAGUACACAUGUGAAAAUGAAUAACUCUGUGGGAAUUGGUUUAUUCCAUAUGGAAAGACUACAUACGUACGUACAGUCCCUUUAUCCUAACAUCCCUGGAGUGGUUCAGGCAUGUGAUGGAUAUGUUGGUCGAAAAGGAUAGCAUGCUUGAUUUCCAUGACUGUAUACACAUUGUCUGCGGCCACUCCGUUUUUCUUAACGGUGGUCCCAAGGCAAAAUGCUUUUUAGAUGAUGGAAAAAGUGAACUUUGCACCUAGUGUGUGAUUGAGGAACCAGAGGAACCAGUGUGAUAGCAUGUGUGCCAUUUGAAAGAGGACAUUCUCAUCAUGCAUGACACUCGAGAAAAUCUAUUGUGAAUUUACCUUUAAAAUAUUACAGUUACAGUUGAGAAGAUAAUUAUGCGUGCAUGCCUGAAAACACAUAAACGUCACACACUGAGUGUGUGGAUAGGGCAAAAACGAGGGACACACAGCACACACAACGAAACUCAACUGAUGCCGAACCCAGUUUCAAGGGGGCCAGUGCAGGUGGGGUCACAGGGGAGCAGUGCUCAGGAACAGUAGCACGCUCAGGGUACCUCACAAGGGAAAACUGCUGGCCCUUCACUCCUCUCAUCCAUAUCGAAUAUUGAAUCAGAAACUCCGGGGCUAUACAGUAAGCCCAACUCUGUAACCACUAACCUGUGACUGUCCAACGAUGACUUGCUUGUACAAAGUAGCCAUGUCAGCAUGUGCCUUGAGUGCCGUUGCAUUGUAUGGCCCUGUGUAUGUUUGAGUGUGUAUGUCCAGCGUAAUUUAUUGCCAUGUUGUGGAUGUGACUGAGAGACAUAGAGGCUGGAUGAGACAGCUGGAUGAAUGUUUGAGUGCAUUGCAAAACAAAAGUGUGGGAGAUGCCUUACUGCUGGCAGAGGGAGUUAUUAUCGAAGGGAAAACCCUGCGAGCAGAAGUUCAUGGAGGUUUUGACCAAAUGCAUUUUCACUUGUUUACAAAAGCCACAGAGAGUUCGAAGAAACGAGCCGCCAGAGCUCACUGUUUUGGAGUCAAAAUACUAUAGAUGAAGAACCACUCUGACGCUAACCAAGCUUGUACAAGUUGAAUAUUACUAAGUAGGACUAGAAAGAACCAUAGCCAAUGAUAUCAUUAGCAGAAUCAUCAUUGUCCUGUCAGUAGUGUGUAAGAAGUGAACAAUAAUAUGUGAAAUGACUGAACUAUAGUGUUAUACCAUUAGCCAUCAGCUGUAUUUCACAAAUCCUUUUUUGAUUGUUUUAUUAUUUGAAAGAUGCUCUCUACUUGCAUGUGUUAUGUAUGUGGAAAUCCAUGUGUGGGGAGCUAAAAGCUGUCACUGAACAGACCUGGGGUGAGUUUCUCAAAAGGGAAGUUGUUAGCCUGUUAGCAACUUCGGUAGUUGCCAAUGGGAAAAUGCAUUGAAAACAACAAAGUUGCUUACUACAUUAGCUACUUUGGUUUUGAGAAAUCCACCCCUGAUAUGAAGUACUAGCAGAUCACUUUUUUUCCAGAGACCACAGCAUCAUUGUUUUGCCCAUUACCCUGUCUCCUUUGCCAAAUCAAUUUGAAUUCCUUGUACGUAGUAUGAAUAGCAAAUAUUGUCAGAGUCUCUUCAUGGCUCUGUAUCUGAUCGUUGUUUGGCUCACAGGCUGGCAGUCAAUUAAAUUGUUUUGCUCUGAUCUCAGGUCUGUGACCCGCAACCAAUAAGAACCAUCUGGUUGUGACGUGAUUCGGCUUUUAAAAGGCUUGCGAGGCUUUCCGCGGCUGUCCAGAUUCCGGGAUGACAAUAGGGGCAUGUUGGGAUCCUCGGGGCAUAACUCUGACGCCUCCCAUUCUGGCCUGUUGCAAUUUCGCUCUAGACCCAUUGCCACUCCCUCUUCAAGUUCAGAAAGUUCACAAGUUUGAACUGGGUGUGCUUGCAGAUUUUCACAGGUUUUUUAUUGUUAGUGUGAACUUAAAAAAAAUUCAUCCAAGCUUAUUCUCAUUAUUUAUUCAACUACCAUGCCCACAGCAAACUCAUGUUUUUGUGAGUUUGAUAAGGGAGAUUGGGACUUAAAAGUGACUAAGAGUUUGGGUGGGUAGGCGUAAUGAAUUCAGGGGGAUUUCAUCAUUGUUGCUAAAGCUUUGGCUUUAGUUGCAUAUCUUCGGAAAGCAGUUACAAGUCUAUUAUUUUUUUUGCAAAUGUGUAUUCAGGCCAUGGUUUCCCCUUCAACAUAAUGGUGGUGAUGAUUAUUGGUGUAUUUGUUCAAUCUGUCCUAAUCUUAUUUUGUUGUUUUUGUUUCUAUGUGGUGGGUGGUUGGUGUUGGAUGUCUUUGCAGGGAGUGACAGGGAUGGCUCCGAUUCUGUGGUUGUUCUAAAUCACGAGAGUGAAUGAGCAGUCUGUCUGUCCCAGUGUGUUCCUCCAUGGAGGCAGGGUGGAGAGACUGCUUUAGACAUGACCAACACGUUAAUACUGACAAACCACUGCUAUAGUGGAGCACAGACCGUGUGUGUGUGUGUGUCUGUGUGUGUGUGUGUGUGUGUAUGUGUGUGUGUGUGUGUGUGUGUGUGUGUGUGUGUAUGUGUGUGUGCGUAAGAAUGGAUACAUGAGAAUAAUUCCAUUGACAGGGUAUAACGAGGUACAAAGCCCUGGCAAAAUCGAAUAGGGAAUAAAGAGAUGUUUAAUAUUUGUGUAUCGCAAUUAUAUUUAGGCAUACAGACUGAUGAAGGCAUCUUUAUUCUUUCUGCCAAAGUUGUGGAAGUCAAUUGGGGCUGCUAGGGGGAACUUUUGAGGACUGUUGUCUGCCUCAAAAUCCUGACAUGCCUUCUUUCAUUUUAAUAUCGGCUUUCUUAUUCUGACAAUAUCCAGAAAGCCUGCAAACUGAGGAGAUCAAUGCAACAAAUUUGAAGUUAAAAUCUCAAGACCAAAACUCAAAAGCACUCAAAAACAAACAACCUUAAUCCACUUCUGAACAAACAGAAUUGUUUUUAUUGUUUUGUAUUUUUUAAAAGGUCUUACACAACAGUGUUUGUGUCACUGUCUGUCAAGGGAAUGCUUACAUUACAAACGAUUUAACAUGUUUUUAUUACGUCGUAAAAGUUGGAGUUGCCCAUGUCUCGGCCUUGAAAUGAACAAACAGUCUUGAAAUGAAACUGGUACUUGUGAUUCAUGAGACAUUUGUUACAGACUGUUGAAGGGUGCAAAAUGGUGAGUCAUUUUGUGGGAGACAUCUCAGUUCAGCUGAGGUGGACAGGCACUGUGAAGAUGUGAAUGUGAACAUGUAUUAUGGGAGCAGGAAGGCAAGAGAAGUCGUCUGUUGUUCCACAACUGACUACAUGGUGUCUUGUGUUUGUGCCUUUUCCCGUGGUUUGUGUUGGGUGGAAAUGGCUGAACAAUUCUCUAUAAAGUACAGUGUACUGUUGCAUUGGGUUUUACAGUAAUAAAACCCAGUCAGAUUCUAAAUAAUCAAUGGGUGGAUGGUGGUACAGAUUUCUUUAUUUUAUUUUUAACUGUCAGAUGAUUUCAUGUUACAUUUUCAAUAAUAAAAUAUAUUACCU
Molecule: messenger RNA, 5308 nt
Organism: Engraulis encrasicolus (European anchovy)
Lineage: Eukaryota; Metazoa; Chordata; Actinopteri; Clupeiformes; Engraulidae
Gene: chst6
Product: carbohydrate sulfotransferase 6
Exons: 3
Coding region: 359-1657 (432 amino acids)
Biological process (GO): carbohydrate metabolic process; sulfur compound metabolic process; N-acetylglucosamine metabolic process
Cellular component (GO): Golgi membrane; trans-Golgi network
Molecular function (GO): N-acetylglucosamine 6-O-sulfotransferase activity
Source: RefSeq, a predicted model, not a curated record